This is a messenger RNA of Vitrella brassicaformis, 1390 nucleotides long. The record is from the annotation of a GenBank genome assembly. NCBI's taxonomy places the organism in Eukaryota, Vitrellaceae.
UCAUUCAUGCAGCAGGCUGCGAUUGGCGACCGGCACCAGUCCAUCAACGAUUGCACGCGACUGAUUGACAUGUGAUGUCCAGUAAAGGCCAUCUGUGAUGUUGGUGAAGGGCGGAGAAGGCGAGUAGGGAAACAACGAUGUCGUCCAGAUGUUAUAAGUCACUGGAAGGUCUUUGUCGAAGCACUGAAAGGCAAAAGAAGGGAUGAAAGACGCAGCCAGGUGACUGCAAUUCGCUUACGUACCUCGGCAACGCUGAUCUGGAAGAUGGUCUCAAAUGAUCGUCCCUCAGUGGGCACGACAGUCGCAGUGCCGCCCUCCAUGUCUCCCAUUCUCUCCGUUGGCGGUCGAUUCAGCUCCACACCCACUUCUCUCACCACGGCUGAGCCCUCUAGUUCGGCACCGGGCACCGUAAUGCUAAGUUGAAAGCGAUAGCUAGCCUCUUCGAGUAAGGACGGAGGAAUGAUACCAAGGAUCAGUCUGACGCCGAGGUCGAGAGAUGAUGUGGGGACUGAGACUGUGUGAGCGGGCACGGUGUCGACGACAAAGGCGGCAAGUGGCCGAAACACGACUGAGGCAGCCGUGGGUGGAGUGGUCGUUGUCGAGCUCGUGACUUCUGCGGUGCUAUUGUGGGCCAGGGAUGGCACCGUAGAAGUGGCAUUGACGGCAAGUCCCUCGAAGGUGCGGACAUUUUCCCCAGCCGCUGCGGGAUAGCGCACAGCCAGCUGUCGUAGCAAGAAGAGAUUGCGUGACACCGCUUUCAUCAAAUCAUCCUCCAGCUCCUUUUCUAACGCAGUUUCCAUUCCUCUGCUUUCCAAAUCCCGGUGCAACAUAUCCACCAGUUCCAUGUGUCCGUCGGCGUCGUCUUCGAUGACCGUCUCCAUUGGUGGCAGAUUGGGUGUCUCACCGGGAACACGGAGGUUGUUUAUUCGACCAGUUGUCCCGUCAUAGCCGAGCCAGUAGCCAAGGUUGGUGAGUGGUGGGUAGGCGUAUGGUCGGUGUGUGGUCUGAGACACGAGAGGAGGUCGGACGACGUCAAUCGGGUGUCCAUCUUGCGAUAGCCAUGCCCAGCCGGUUUGCCCUUCGGCAGAGCACUCGUCGCUUUGCAGCACCUGUCCACGAAAAGAUGCAAGACAGAAUUGCAGUCCUGUAGAAAUUUCUGAGCACAAACAUGUCUCACCUCUGCUACAAGCACAAGAGGCUGGUGUUUAUUGAUCCGUGGCGGCAACACAAAUGCACUCACAGGUGGUCCCAAAGGGACAUUUACUGCUUCGACCCUCACCUCCAACACGCCGCCUUCAUCAGCUGGUCCCUGACUUCCCUGACUCCCGUGCUCGAAAUAUCUCUCGCGCAAUAGGCUGAAGCGCAAUGUCAGCCGAUCGGAGAGCGACAU